AUGGGUCAUCAAAUCGUCUUCGGCGGCUGUCACCUGGCAGAGCGGAAAAACAGUGACUUUGCGGCUCUCUGGCGACUAUCACCCGAUGGAGAGGAGCUGGAUGGAGGUGGGGCGCAUGUUAGGGAGCUUCAUCCUCAAGUUUGUGCAGAAAAAGGAGGCUCUUCAUUGCAUCUAGUACGCUUUCAAGAGGUGGCGACUUGUCUCUCAAUAGAUCAUUCUCUUCUCGACAACGGCUUGUUCGUCGAUCAAUUGAAGAUGAUUUACUCAAUGGAUUCGCGAUCCUUUUAUCGCGAAUCCUUCGAUAAUUUUAGUAACAACGCUCCACAAAUCACGUUGCGAGAUUUUUGCUGAUGAUUCAGCAAUUCUAGUUGCUUAAUCCUUCACCAGCAAUCUGCAAGAAACUUGCGAUAAUCAGAUAAAAAUAUGAAUUUUGGCUCUAGGAGGAUUCGAACCCACAUCGGUUGCCUACCUCUUCUAAGGAAGGUGACGGGUUUAGUCCCGCAUCAAUUGUGUGCCAAAUUUUUGGACGAAUAUAUAGUAAUGUUAUAUUUCUAAGCAAGUCCCUUUCUCACACGUGUAUGACCACACCUUGCCCCACAGUCGGCUGGCUACCGGUGACAUGGAAGGAGAGUGGCACACACGUGCCUCUAUCGGUCCAAGCCGCUCAAGCAUCUGCUCGCAGCGAUUCCUUGACUACACUUUCGACCUACUUGCAAGCCCGAUUGGCCAGCAAGUUCCCCCCAUUUUGCUAUAUUUUAAUUUUUAUUUCUUUUCUUUCAUUUAUCUUAAAAGUAAGACUAUAAAAAUCAUAUAAAAACUCAUAAUUACCUAAAAAAUUAUGUUAAUCAACUAAAAACUACUUUUCACACUUUAACACAAAUAUAAGUCUAUUUAUCAUGAGUUAAGACUAAAACUAUAUUAUUUACUAAUUAUUAACUCAUGAUAAAAAAGACUUAUCACACCCCCUAAUUUAAAUCAUUGCUAGUACCUUAGCAAUUAAAUUAUGAAAAUAAAAAUUUACAAAUCUCAAACAUCAUAUUUUAAUAUAUAAAAAAAAAUACAAUUAAAAAUGAUGCACCUUUAGACACUUUGGACUCUUAUAUCAAGUAUUUAAGAAUGAUGCCAAGCACUUAAAUGUUUAAACACUCCUUAGAAUAACAAUCUAGACUUCACUUCUUCUAUUCACAUCUUUAUCACUUCUUUACUCAUAGAUGCAUUUACAAGAUGUUCUAAUUAUCAAUACUCAUCCAAAAAUAAUCUUGAUCCUACAUUUCUCUUUUUCUAUAGCUUGAUUUUUGAAGUUUGUACUAUAUUUCUUCCUUCUUUUUUUUUUCUUUUUUUUAUAUAUAUAGUGGAUAAGUAGCUUUUCCUGUAGACAAAUUUUGACAAUAAGAAUGAUAUCUCAAACCUUCCAUGUGUACUCUUCAUUUUCAGGGCUUUCACUUUAUUCACUUAUUUUGCAGCAAGUGUUUUUCUAUACACAAUUUUCGACAAUGAGAAUGAUGUCUUACACCCUCUAUGUGUACUCUUCGUUUUUAGAUUUUUCACAUUGCUCUUUCUUUUUUUUGAAAUAAGUGAUUUCUCCUCAUAGGUCCUACAAAUCAGAGUGCAAAAAUCUCUAUUAAACUCAAAUGAUCAAUUAAAUUUUCACAUUGAGUAAAUACUAUCCAUCAAGAUCAUGAAGUGAAAAUCUGUAAAAUCAAAUCCAUGUUAUCUAUCAUGUAUCCAAGGAGUAUUCCAACAUUUCAUGCUACUAGAUCAUUCUUUUGACUCAAUAAUAAUCUUCUUAGUAUCUUUUGGUAUCAAUCAAUCUAAUUGAUUUAAUUUUACAUGUAUGCAAUAUGAUGUAAGAAAUUUGUAAAUUAGAUAGUUCUCACAGUUCUAUUUUCUAUUUUCAAUUCUAUUUUUAGUAACAAUAAAUUUGUCAAAAAUAAAUUAAAUUUAUCUUCUUUAUAGCUGUAAUUUCGAAUUUUAGUAAUAUAUGUCUAGGGGAUUGAAAUGUGAGAAAAGGGUCUCUAGAAUUUCAAAUUUUGGGCUGUUUUUUGUCUACUAUUUUUGACAGUAUGUUGUUCCUAAUAGAAAACCAAAAAAUAGAUGUUGCAGUUUUUCUAAAUUUUAUUUUAUUUUAUUUUAUUUCAGUUGUUGUUCUAAUGCAAACAUAUGUUCUUAAUCGUCCUACAGCAUAAAUUAAUCAUGAAUAAUUCACCCCCCAACUUAAAAAUGACAUUGUCCUCAAUUACACAGAAAAAUCAAAACAAAAUAUGCAGAAAAUAUAAUUUUCAAGUGAAGCAUGCAUAUAUAUAAAGUUAAAUAUUAAAUCAAAAUAGAAUAUACAGAAAAUAUUAAUUUUCAAGUGAAGCAUACUACUAUCAUUCUGUUGACUAAAUAAUAAUCUUCCUAGUAUCUUUUGGUAUCAAUCAAUCUAAUUGAUUUAAUUUUUCAUGCAUGCAAUAUGAUGUAAGAAAUUUCCAAAUUAGAUAGUUCAGACAGUUCUGUUUUCUGUUUUCAAUUCUAUUUUUAGUAACAAUAAAUAUGUCAAAAAUAAAUCAAAACUAUCCUCUUUAUAAUUGUAAUUUCAAAUUUCAAUAAUAUAUGUCUAGUGAAUUUAAAUGUGAGAAAAGGGUUUCUAGAAUUUCAAAAUUUAGGUUGUUUUUUAUCUAUUGCUUUUGACAGUCUGUCGUUCCUAAUAGAAAACCAGAAAAUAGAUGUUGUAGUUUUUUUAAAUUUUUAUUUUAUUUUUUAUUUCUUUCAAUUGUUGUUCUAAUGCAAACACAUGUUCUUAAUCGUCCUACAGCAUAAAUUAAUAAUGAAUACUUCACCCCCCAACUUAAAAAGGACAUUGUCCUCAAUGACACAGAAAAAUGAAAAUAGAAUAUGUAGAAAAUAUAAUUUUCAAGUGAAGUAUGCAUAUGUAAAGUUAAGCAUUAAAAAUAUUGUCAUAUAUGAUAAAGCUCAAAAAGACAUCACCUCAACCUUGUUUUUAAUUUUCCACUUCGUCUUACACUCCUCCUCUUAUACUUUUUCAAAAAAAAAAAAUACAGAAAUAAGUACUAUGAAAUUCUAAGAAAAAUAGAGCUUAAAAAAAAUCAAACAAAAUGAAAUAAAAACCAUGGGUUGCCUCCCAUGCAGCACUGAAUUUAAUGUCUUUAGCUAGACAGCUCUUAGAUCAUAUAAGAUGAUCUAUGGUCAUCAAAAUAUAUUUGUAUCCCAAGGUAAGUUUCAUAAUAUUCUUUUUCAGAUUUAGCAUAAAUUCAUAUACUUCAUAUAUAUACCUUGACAUACUUUCGGCCAAAACAAAAUGGAAAUUAACAAAAUUUUCCCAAAAAUAAUAUUUCUAUUUUGAAAAGAAUCUUUCCUCAUUUCUAUCUUGUUUUGUAAGGCUCUCAUUCAUUAAUAAAUACUUUCUAUUUAUAGACCAUAAAAUGUGAUCAGACCAUAUAUUUUUCAAAUUAGCUCUUACCUAAUUUAGAAUUUUUUCAUCUAAAUUGAUAUCUCUAAUUCUUCCACUCACCCAUUUAUUAAUGUAUUCUUUUAUCUGCAUAAUCUUCCCCUGCUCCAUUUUAUCUUCCAUACAUAUUUGUUCAAUUUGUGAGAAGUGAAAUAUUUCAAGCUUAGAAAUAAUUCUAAUGGGCUGUGUGGGUUUUGAAGGAUGGAAGGAUUGUCUUCUUUAAUCUUAGAUCUAUCAGUAAAAUUUAAAUUUUCUCCUCCAAAAUUAUCUCUAUAUUCAUAUUCAUUAUUUUUGUUUCUCCCCAUUAGUUGAAUCAACUCUUUUUCUAGCUUUUUGUUUCUUAAUGCAUCAAAUUCUUCAUCUUCCCAAGAGCUAUCUUUUAAUUUCGGUAUAUGAUAUACAUCAUCAUCCUCACUAUCAACAUCUAUGGCUGCAAAAUUAUGAUUAGAUUUAUUAAUUUUGUCUCCUACAUCUCCUAAAUCAACUAAUUUUUCUUCACCUGAAAUAUGUUUUUCUUCAUUUCUGUCCUUACUCUCUUCUACUAAAAUUUGGAUGAUUUUUCCAUGAUUAGUUGUUGUUUCUUCAUCUAAGGGCUCUUUCUCCUUAUCAUCCUCACUAUAUUCAUUCAUCAAUUGUGAGCAAUAAAUAAUUUUAUUCAAAUUUUCUGCUACUAUAUUUUUGGCCUUAAUAUUCUCAUUUACUUCUAAUAGAUCAUUGAUUUCUUCUAAUAGUUAGAAAUAAAAUAUUCUCACUCAAUGUAUUCACUAUCCUAACAUUUUCAUUUCGUGGGUUUUUUCUUAGAUUCAUGUUACUAGACUCCCUUUGAUGAAAUCCUAUUAUUGGGCAGUUCCCUAGAUUUUCUAUGGGCUGAUUAGGUAGCCAUCCCUCUUCUCUCUUAUUCCCAAGAGCCUCUAUAAUUUAUUUCUAGUGCAGCAUCAUUUGAUUCAUAGUUUGUUGCAUCAUUUGGUUCAUUUGCUACAUCAUUUUCAUAGUAUCAAGUUGGGUUUGAGAGGGCUGAUUUUUCUAAAAUCUGUGUUCCUAUUUUAGACGAAAUUCAAAUUUAGAAUUGGAUCUAAGUACUUUUAGAUUUUGAAUAUUAUUUGGGUUUCUCUAUGAAAAAUUAUUCCCCCAAUUAAGAUUAUAAGAAUUAGAAAAAUAUUCUUUAUUUUUACUAAAAUCGUGAGAUACCUACACUUGUUCUUACUUAGGAUGAUAUUGAAAUUCGAAAUGAUUAUUCUCACCAUACAUAGGACAUACUAUUUGAAUUAAAUUGAGGGUUAAAAGGCUUUCUAAUAAGUAAAUUAAGUUUUUCCAAUCUUUGAUUAAUUUGAUUAACUGCAUUUCUAAAUUUAGAAUCAUCAUCAUGAUGCAAUUCAUAAAUUCCUCUCUUCUUAUCUCUGUCACAUAAUUCAAAAGAGGCGAUCUCUAAAUUUUUUAUUUAAAUUCUCAUAAAGAUUGUAAAUCUCAUUAGAGAUUUUCUCCAUAAAAGCUCCUCCACAUAUAAAAUUAACCAUAUUUCUAUGUUUUUCUAAUAAUCUAUCAUAAAAAAUUCUAUUGAGCUACUACUUAGGUAUAGCAUGAUGAGGAUACUUUCUAAGUAAAUCUUUGAAUGUUUUUUAUGUCUCAUGUAAAAUUUCUCCUGGUCUUUGAGAAAAAUUUAAUAUUUACUUUCUCAUAUUUUGAGUUUUUUCUGAGGGAUAAAAUUUUCGAAGAAAGACCUAUUCUAUGUUUUUCUAGCUAGUUAAUUCUCUAUCUAAUGUGGAUAGCCAAUGGCUAGCUUUGUCUCUAAGUGUAUGAGGAAAUAGUUUCAUCUUAAUAAUUUUCAGUGUAACUUGAGGGAGAUUAACUAAAUCAUAGAUCAUAUGAAAUUUUUGAAGUACUAAUGAGGUUCCUCUAAAGGCAAUCCAUGAAAAUUAGGAAGCAUUUGAAAAUUUUCUAGGUUUAUUUCGAAUUUAAUAAUGGGUGCUAAUGAGACUUUAAUAUUGGAUGCUCUUUAAAAUGAAUAAAGGGAUAUAAUGAUUUUUCAUGGCCAUAGGAUUACUCUUAGUUUGAACUGUACUUCCUUCAGGAUCCAUCAAAAUUAAUUUUUCUUUUGAAUUUUUAGUUUUGAAUGAAAUAAUGAAAGGAUUUUUUAGCCUUAGAUGUAAGGAUCUUCUACCAUGCAUAAAAAAUCAAUAAAUUCGAGCAAAAAUUUUAGUAAUUGUUACCCUCCUUUAGUAUGCUCCAGUCCUUGCCUUGCUUCUUUUUGUUCCCUUUUUCUAAAAAAAUAAUUUAACAAGAAAAACAUAAAACAAGAGUUAAAUUUUUUGUGUACUCUAAGAGAAAAAUAGAAAAAUACUAAAUAUUAUAUAACACAUCCCCAACAACGGCACCAAAAUUUGACAUGACUUAGUCAUUGUAUAUUAAAUCAUGUAAAUCUAAAAUUUAUAAAAUUAGAAAAUAUAAUUUUUUAAAUAUUUAGAAAUAUUUUUGAACAAAUAUAUCAAUUAUAAUUCAAUAAUACUUCCAAAAAAUAGCAAUAAUUAUUUAAGUCAAUCACAAGGAUGUAAUAUAAUAUCUAGUAAUUAUUCAGAAUUUUCUUCAAAGAAUACUAUUUUCUAUGAAUUUUAUACUAGGAAAUAAAAAGGAAAUAUAUUUAAAAUUCACAAAAAAAGGAAAUAAGGGUACAGACACCAGGAUGACAUCAAUGCCUGGCAAGCACAAAUCAGGUAGAACUCUAUAUCCGCCUAGCAAUUCUUACGUAAGUGAUUACAAAUGUUUUAAUUGAUCAAAUUAAGAUCUGUAAAAGUUGAAAGAAUCAUAAUGAAAUAGAGUAUAUGUUGGUAAAUUUAAAAUCAAUAAAUUAUCACUAAAUGAAAUGAAAAUUAAGUUGAAAGUAGGAAAAUAAAGUUCCGGCGUCAUAGCGGCGAUGCGUUGACAAUGUACUGAAAUCCUGAGCAUUCAGGAGAAUCGCCGUGUAGUGUCCACAGCCUUGAAGGCUCUCUUUGGACAAAGACGACGUGGGCAAUCUCUAAAUCUCCUUGCGAAGUCUAGAGAUCAAUGAAAUGGGUCGUCGAAUCAUCUCUAGUGGCUGUUACCUAGUGGAGCGGAAAAACAAUGACUUUACGGCUCUCUAGUGGCUGUCACCUAACAAAGAAGAGCUAGAUGGAGGUGGGGUGCAUGUUAAGGAGCUUCAUCUUCAAGUUUGCGCAGCAAGAGGAGGCUCUUCAUCACAUCUGGUACGCUCUUAGGAGGUGGCGACUCGCCUCUCAACAGAUCAUCCUCUUCCAAACGACGGCUUAUUCGUCGAUCAAUCGGAGAUGAUUUACUCGAUGGAUUUGCGACCAUUUUAUCAUGAAUCCUUCAAAAAAUUUAGUAACAAUGCUCCACAAAUUACGUUGACAAGAUUUUUGCCAAUGAUUCAGUGAUUUUAGUUGCUUAAUCCUUCACCGACAAUCCACAAGAAAGUCACGAUAAUCAGAUAAAUAUAUGAGUUUUGGCUCUAGGAGGAUUCGAACCUAUGUCGAUUACCCACCUCUUCUGAGGAAGGUGAUGGGUUUAGUCCCACAUCAGUUGUGCGCUGAAUUUUUGGGCAAAUAUAUAGUAAUGUUACAUUUCUAAGUAAGUUUCUUUCUCAAACAUGUACGACCACUCCUUGCCCCACAGCUAACUAGCCACUAGUGACAUAGAAGGUGACGUGACUCAGUCGUUGUAUGUUAAAUCACGCAAAUUUAAAAUUUAUAAAACUAGAAAAUACGAAUUUUCGGAUAUUUAGAAGUAUUUCAAAAUAAAUAGAUCAAUUAUAAUUCAAUAAAAAUCUCAAAAAUAGUGGUAAUUUUCCAGGUCGAUCACAGGGAUGUAAUAUAAUAUCUGGUAAUUAUUCAGAAUUUUUCUCAAUGAGUACAAUUUUCUUACGAAUUUUAUACUAGGAAAUAAAAAGGAAAUAUAUUUAAAAUUCACAAAAAAGGAAAUAAGGGUGCGGACGUCAGGAUGACGUCAGCGCCCGGCGAACGCGAAUCAGGCGGAAACAGAGUUCCGCCCGGCGAUUCUUACGUAGGCGAUUACAGACGACUCAAUUAAUCAAAUUAAGAUCUGUAAAAGCCGGAAGAAUCGUAAUUGAACGAAGUAUAGUUUGGUAAAUAAAAAUCAACAAAGUAUCACUAAAUGAAGCGUAAAUUAAAUUGAAAGCAGGAAAACAGAGUUCCGGCGUCGCGACGGCGAUGCGUCGGCGAUGCACCGGAAUCCUGAGCGUUCGGGAGGAUCGUCGUGCAGUGUCCACGGCCUCGAAGGCUCUCCUUGGACAAAGACGACGUGGGCAAUCUCUAGAUAAAGUAGGAAAACAGAGUUCCGGCGUCGCGACGGCGACGCGUCGGCGAUGCACCGGAAUCCUGAGCGUUCGGGAGGGUCGUCGUGCAGUGUCCACGGCCUCGAAGGCUCUCCUUGGACAAAGACGACGUGGGCAAUCUCUAGAUAAAGCAGGAAAACAGAGUUCCGGCGUCGCGACGGCGACGCGUCGGCGAUGCACCGGAAUCCUGAGCGUUCGGGAGGGUCGUCGUGCAGUGUCCACGGCCUCGAAGGCUCUCCUUGGACAAAGACGACGUGGGCAAUCUCUAGAUCUUCUCGCGAAGUCUAGAGACCAAUGAAGUGGGUCGUCGAAUCGUCUCCGGCGGCUGUCACCCGGCGGAGCGGAAAAACGGCGACUUUGCGGCUCUCCGGCGGCUGUCACCCGACGGAGAGGGGCUGGAUGGAGGUGAGGCGCGUGUUAGGGAGCUUCAUCCUCAGGUCCGCGCAGCAAGAGGAGGCUCUUCAUCGCAUCUGGUACGCUCUCAGGAGGUGGCGACUGGUCUCCCGGCGGAUCGUCCUCUUCCCGACGACGGCUUGUUCGUCGAUCAAUCGGAGAUGAUUUACUCGAUGGAUUGCGAUCCUUUUAUCGCGAAUCGUUCAGAAAUUUUAGUAGCAAUGCUCCGCGAAUCGCGUUGACGAGAUUUUCGCCGAUGAUCUAGCGAUUCCGGUUGCUUAAUCCUUCACCGGCGAUCUGCAGGAAAGUCGCGAUAAUCAGUUAAAAAUAUAUGAAUUUUGACUCUGGGAGGAUUCGAACCCGCGGCGGUCGCCCGCCCAUUUAGUCCCACAUCGGUUGUGCGCGGAUUAUUCGGGCGAAUAUAUAGUAAAGUUAUCUUUUUAGGCAAAGUCCUCUCGCGUGUACGAUCACUCCUUGCCCCACAGCCGGCUGACCACCGGUGACAUGGAAGGGGAGUGGCGCACACGUGCCCCUAUCGAUCCAAGCAAGCCGCUCGAGCCCCUGCUCGCGGCUACUCCCCGACUGCGCUUCCGUCCCGCUUGCAGGCCCGGCUGGCCGGCGGAUCCCCCCAUUUUGCAAUAUUUUUAUUUUUAUUUCUUGUUCUUCAUUUAUCUCAAAACUAAGACUGUAAAAAUCGUAUAAAAUCACAUAAUUACCCAAAAAUUCACGUUAAUCAACUGAAAACCACUUUUCAUGCUUUAACACAAAUAUAAGUCUAUUUAUCAUGAGUUAAGGCUAAAACUAUAUUAUUUACUAAUUAUUAACUCAUGAUAAUGAAGACUUAUCAGAAGGGGAGUGGCACACACAUGCCUCUAUCGGUCUAAGCCACUCGAGCCUCUGCUUGUGGCUAUUCCUCGACUGCACUUCUAACCCGCUUGUGGGGGCCUGGCCAGCCGGCAGGUCCCCCACAUUUUGCUAUAUUUUUAUUUUAAUUUCUUUUCCUUCAUUUAUCUCAAAAGUAAGACUAUAAAAAUCAUAUAAAAUCACAUGAUUACCUAAAAAAUCACGUUAAUUAACUGAAAACUACUUUUUACACUUUAACACAAAUAUAAGUCUAUUUAUCAUGAGUUAAGGCUAAAACUAUAUUAUUUACUAAUUAUUAACUCAUGAUAAUGAAGACUUAUCACAUUUCUUUGAUAGAUUUUCAAUCAUUUCUUUGACCUAAUCAUACAUUUAGACCUCCUCAUCAACCACAACAUAAUGCUAAGCCCUCUUUUCAGUAAAAUACUCAUAAUUUCCAGCAAGGUACUCAUUAGCCACCAGUCCAAAAUUUCAUCCCUUCUUCCUCAAGUUCAAUCCCUAAUUUCAACCCACAAUCUCCUAAUUCAUAUCAAAAUCAAUCUUAUAUCAAUUCAAAUUCGAUGCAACAAUUUAUGGGACAAAUGAUGUAGUAAUUUCAAGAAAUAAAUACAUCUAUGAUGAAGAUGAUGGAGCAAAUUAGGUAAGAAAAUCAGAAAACUCUUAGGCUAGAAAAAGAGAUAGGUAAAGUAGCCUUGGCCGACUCAAAAUGCGAAACAGGUCAUCUUCCUAGUCAACCUAUUAUGAACCGAUGAAAUCAACCUUUUAAUAAUGAUGAACCAUCUACAUCUCAAGGUUUUGAAAAUGUAAAAGUAGUGACCACUUUGAGGAGUGGAAAACAACUCAAAGAUCCAUAUGCACCAGAUUUUUAGAAAAAUAGGUUCAUGAUGAUGAAGUGCAAAAUAAUGAUGAUAAUGACCAUGAUAGUUUAUUUUCUGAUGAUGAGAAUUUAGAGGAAGAAAAAUGAGAAUCAAAAGAAGAAAAAUCAGAAGUACCAUCCAUUUCUAUUUUAUCACAGCAAGAUGAACUUAAAAAAAUAGUCUCCUUUCCUAAGGCAUUAGAACCAAAACGUAGGAAAAGAGCUGAACCUAAUGAAGAGCUUAUGAAAAUAUUUAAAUAAUUUUAGGUCUCUAUUCCUUUGAUAGAUGCAAUCAAACAUAUACCUGCAUAUGCAAAAAUUUUAAAAGAAUUAUACACACCUUGUAGGUCACCUCGGAAGUUAUCUUUAUCUGAAGAGGCUAGUGUCAUUAUUUCUCAUUCUUUGCCUAAGAAAUUUAAGAAUCUAAGAGCACCUCUUAUCUCAUGUAAAGUGGGUGAAACUACAUUUAGAAAUGUGCUCUUAGAUUUGGGAGCAAGUGUUAAUUUAUUACCUUUGGCUGUUUUUGAAAUUUUAAAAUUAGGAGAACUAAAACCAACUUUAGUAGAACUUCAGCUAGCUAAUAUGUCUAUUAAAACACCUAAGGUUCUCCUAGAAGAUGUCAUUAUCCAAACUAAUUGAUCAACUUGCUGAACAUAAUUCAUUUCUUCUAUGCAUGAAUCAAUUACAUCAAUAUCUUCAUAAUUAUCAUUAUCUUCAUGUGGAAAUCUUGAAAUUUUAAAAACAUUUAAAGAGAUAUUUUGACCUUUAGAUUUCAUAUUUAUAAUCCUAUUUUUGGAAUCGAUAUUUGUUUUGUCUAUGACAAAAAAUAGGCACCCUAAUAUGAUUGGUACAUGAGUAAGAUCAUCUAAAAUAGGAAUAUCUAAAAUCAGAAAAUCUACUAGAAAACCUAAACUUUAUUUUUCUUACACCAAACUAAACUUAUGAUUAUCUCUACCUUAUUGACUGCUGAACAGGAAAAGAAAACAUUAGAGGUUUUACAAGAACAUAAGAAAGCAAUAGGGUGCACAAUGGCUGAUCUCAAGCGGAUCAGCCCAUCAAUUUGCAUGCAUGGAAUAUAUACAAAAGAUAAUUCAAAACCAUCAAGGGAAAUGCAAUGUAGGCUGAACCCAAACAUGAAAGAAGCGGUAAAGAAAGAAAUCAUCAAAUGGUUAGAUGCUAAUAUUAUUUACCCUAUUUAUGAUAGUCAAUGGGUUAGCCCAACACUAGUAGUUCACAAGACUCUCCACAGGAUGGAGAGUAUGCAUUGAUUACUGUAAGCUUAAUGCAAUGACAAGGAAAGAUUAUUUCUCUUUGUCAUUUAUUGAUCAAAUUUUAGAAAGACUUCCAGGUCAAAAAUAUUUUUAUUUCUUAGAUGAAUUUUAAGGAUAUAAUAAAAUAGAAAUAUUUCCAGAAGAUCAAGAGAAAACAACAUUCACAUGUCCAUUUGGAACAUAUACAUUUAAAUGCAUGCCCUUUGGUUUAUGCAAUGCACCUGUCACAUUUCAAAGAUACAUGAUGUCUAUAUUUACUAAAAUGAUUGGUGAUUUUUUAGAAGUCUUCAUGGAUGAUUUUUCAGUCUUUGGUGAUUCAUUUGAUAUAUAUCUAAAUAAUCUUAAGAAAGUACUUAAGAGAUGUGAAGAGACCAAUCCCAUUCUUAGUUGGGAGAGAACUCAUUUCAUGGUUAGAGAAGGUAUUAUUUUAAGACAUAUUGUGAGUGAAAGAGGAAUAGAAGUAGAUAGAGCAAAAAAAAAUUCUAUUAUUAGUUUACCUCCACCUACUUCUAUUUGUCAAAUUAGACCAUUUCUAGGACAUGCUAGUUUCUAUAGAAGAUUUAUCAAAGAUUUUUCAAAAAUUGCUAGACCUCUUACAGCCUUACUUGUUAAAGAUAUCACUUUUGAUUUUGAUGAAGCAUGUUUUGAGGCUUCUCUAUACUUCAAGCUAUUGACCAAGGCAACUAUUUUAUAGUCACCCACUUGGUCAAUUCCUUUUGAAAUCAUGUGUGAUGCUUCAAAUCAUGCAUUGGGUGUUGUUUUAGGACAACGAAUUAAUAAGAAACUAGUGGUAAUUUAUUAUGCAAGCAGAACAAUUUCCGAUGCACAAAUAAAUUAUACCACUAUGGAAAAAGAAUUACUUGCAGGUUUUUUUACCUUAGAAAAAUUUAGAUCUUAUAUCUUAGGAUCUAAAGUUAUUGUAUAUUCAAAUCACACAGCCCUAAGAUAUUUGUUGACUAAGAAAGAAACAAAACCACAUCUACUUAGAUGGAUCUUAUUAUUUCAACAAUUUAACUUAGAGAUUCGAGAUAAGAAAGGUGUAGAAAACGUGGAAGCUGACCAUUUGUCUAGAAUUGAAGGGCAAGAAAGGUUGGAUUAAAUGAUUUAUUUCCUGAUGAAAUAUUCUUGCCUUGCAUAGUAAGCUCACACCAUGGUAUGCACAUAUAGUUAAUUAUUUAGCAAUUAGCAAAAUCCCAUCUCAUUGGCAAAAGGAUGGACGCGAACAAUUCUUUGCUUGGAAUGACCCUAAUCUAUUUCAUCUAGGAUCAGAUCAAAUUUUAUGAAGAUGCAUUCCUAAAGAAGAAAAUUUUCAAAUUUUAGAACAUUGUCAUUCUUAUGAAUGUGGGGUCAUUUCGCAAGAAAGAAAAUAGCAGUAAAAAUUUUACAAUGUGGUUUCUAUUGGCCAUCUUUAUUUAAAGAUGCUCACAUAUUUUUUAGGCAAUGUAUCAAAUGUCAAGUUGUCAUUAAUAUUAAAAAAAGGAAAUGCAAUACCUUUAAAAUUAGUAAUUGUUGUUGAAAUUUUUGAUAUUUGGGGCAUUGAUUUUAUGGGACCCUUUCCUUCAUCUCAAGGCUAUGAAUAUAUUUUGUUAGCUAUUGAUUAUGUGUCAAAGUGGGUAGAAGCUACUCCAACAAGGACAAAUGAUCAUAAAGUAGUUAUCCAAUUUGUUCAAAGUAAUAUUUUUACACGAUUUAGAUGUCUUAAAGUAAUAAUUAGUGAUGGGGAACUAAUUUCACUAAUCAUCACUUUAGGAUGUUACUUAGAAAAUAUGAUGUUAAUCAUAUGAUAGCUACCUAAUGUCUUCAUUAUCAUGAGUUAAUAAUUAAAAAAAAUAUAGUUUUAGACUUUACUCAUGAUAAAUAAACUUAUAUUUGUGUUAAAGUAUUAAAAGUAGUUUUUAGUUGACUAACGUGAAAUUUUAAUAAUUAUGUGAUUUUUUACGAAUUUAUAUGAUUUUUAUAAUCUUAUUUUUGAGAUAAAUAAAGAAAGAAAUAAAAUUAAAAUAUAGAAAAAUGGGGGGGACCUGCCGACCAGCCAGGCCUACAAGCGGGUCGAAAGCACAGUCAAGGGGAGCCGUUAGUAGGGGCUUGAGUGGGUAAGACUGAUGGGGGCACAUGUGUGCCACUCUCCUUCUAUGUCACCGAUGGCCAACCAAUUGUGAGACAAGGAGUGGUCAUACACGCAAGAGAAAAUGACUCAUUGCUUGUAAAUGUGAUAUUACUAUAUAUUCACCUAAAAAUUCAGAGCGCAAGCGAUGUGGAACUAAACCCGCAUCACACCUUCUCCUAAAAGGCUUUGAAGAUUUUAAUACCUACACUAUCCCUUCGUUAUAAUAGAGAUAUAUCAUAAUGACUAAUAAAUCUUUAUUAUCAUGAGUUAAUAAUUAUUAAAUAAUAUAGUUUUAGCCUUAACUCAUGAUAAAUAGACUUAUAUUUAUGUUAAAGUGUGAAAAAUGGUUUUCAAUUGAUUAACGUGAAUUUUUAGGUAAUUAUGUGAUUUUAUAUGAUUUUUACAGUCUUACUUUUGAGAUAAAUGAAGAACAAGAAAUGAAAAUAAAAAUAUUACAAAAUGGGGGGACCUGUCAACUAGCCGGGCCCGCAAGUAAGUCGGAAGCAGGUUAGAAGUGCAGUCCGGGAGUAGCCACGAGCUGGGGCUCGAGCGGCUUGGCUUGGACCGCUAGGGGCACAUGUGCACCACUCCCCUUCCACGUCACCAGUGGCCAGCCGGUGUGGGGUAAGGAGUGGUCGUACACGCAAGAGAAAGGACUUUGCUUAGAAAUCUAACAUUACUAUAUAUUCACCCGAAAAAUCAGCGCACAACUGAUGUGGGACUAAACCUACAUCACACCUUCCACAGAAGAGGCAGGCAACCAGCACGGGUUCAAAUCCUCCUAGAGUCAAAAUUCAUAUAUUUUUAUCUGAUUAUCAUGACUUUCCUGCAGAUUGCUAAUGAAGGAUUAAGCAAUGAGAAUCAUUGAAUCAUCGGCAAAAAUCUUGUCAACUUGAUUCACGGAGCAUUGCUACUAAAAUUGCUGACGUAUGCACCCUUAUUUCCUUUUUUCGUGAAUAUUAAAUAUAUUUUCUUUUCAUUUCUUAGUAUAAAAUUCAUAUAAAAUAGUAUUCAUUGAGAAAAAUUCUGAAUAAUUACCAAAUAUUAUAUUACAUAUCUAUGAUUGACUUGGAAAAUUAUUAUUAUUAUUGAAAGUUUUAUUAAAUUAUAAUUGAUAUAUUUAUUCAGAAAUACUUCUAAAUAUCUAAAAAUUUGUAUUUUCUAGUUUUAUAAAUUUUAUAUUUGCGUGAUUUAAUAUACAACGACUGAGUCACGUUAGUGACGUCACUUGAUAAGAGCAUUAGAGUACUUAUUUCAAUCUCUCUCAUACAAGUAGGCAACUGGCGUGAAUUCUAAUCCUUCUAGAACUAAAACUCAUAUUUUUAUCUAGUUAUUAUGACUUUCUUGUAGAUCAUUGGUGAAAGAUUAAACCACUAGAAUUGUUGGUUCAUCGGUGAAAAUCUUGUCAACGUGAUUUGUAAAGCAUUAAUAUUAAAAUUUAUGAAUGAUUCACGAUAAAAAGAUCACAAAUCCAUCAAGUAAAUCAUCUCUAAUUGAUUGACGAACAAGCGUCAUCAGAAAGAGAAUGGUCUCCCAUGAGACGAGUCCCUACCUCUUAAGAGUGUAUUAGAUGUGAUGAAGAGCCUCUAACGUGACUUAGUUGUUGUAUGUUAAAUCACGCAAAUUUAAAAUUUAUAAAAUUAGAAAAUAUGAAUUUUUAGAUAUUUAAAAGUAUUUUUGAACAAAUAUAUUAAUUAUAAUUUAAUAAAACUUCUAAAAAUAGUGGUAAUUUUCUAAGUCAAUCAAGGGAUGAAAUAUAAUAUCUAGUAAUUAUUCAGAAUUUUCCUCAAAGAAUACUAUUUUCUAUGAAUUUUAUACUAAGAAAUGAAAAGGAAAUAUAUUUAAAAUUCACAAAAAAAGAAAAUAAGGGUGCAGAUGUUAGGAUGAUGUCAGCACUCAACGAUUCUUACAUAGGUGAUUACAAAUGAUUUAAUUAAUCAAAUUAAGAUCUGUAAAAGCCAAAAGAAUUAUAAGUGAACAAAGUAUACUUUGGUAAAUUAAAAUCACAUAAAUUAUCACUAAAUACAACAUAAAGUAAGUUGAAAGUAGGAAAACAAAGUUCUAGCAUCGCGAUAGUGAUGCAUCGGCGAUACACCAGAAUCUUGAGCAUUCGGGAGGAUCAUCGUGCAGUGUCUAUGUCCUCAAAGGCUUUCCUUGGACAAAGACAACGUGAACAAUCUCUAGAUCUCCUUGUGAAGUCUAAAGAUUAAUGAAAUGGGUCGUCAAAUCGUCUCUGGUGGCUAUCACCCAAUAGAGCAGAAACGACGACUUUGCAGCUCUUUGAUGACUGUCACCCGACAGAGAGGAGCUAGAUGGAGGUGGGGCGUGUGUUAGGGAGCUUCAUCCUUAGGACCACGUAGCAAGAGGAGGCUCUUCAUCUCAUCUGAUAUGCUCUAAAGAGGUGGCGACUUGUCUCCCAGCAGAUCAUCCUCUUCCCGAUAAUGACUUGUUCGUCGAUCAAUCGGAGAUGAUUUACUCAAUGGAUUUGUGAUCCUUUUAUUGCAAAUCCUUCAAUAAUUUUAGUAACAAUGCUCCGCGAAUCGCAUUGACGAGAUUUUUGCUGAUGAUCUAGCGAUUCUAGUUGCUUAAUCUUUCAUCGGCGAUCUACAAGAAAGUCGCAAUAAUCAGAUAAAAAUAUAUGACUUUUGGCUCUAGGAGGAUUCAAACCUAUGCCGGUUGCCCACCCCCCCUUUUGGGGAAGGUGUGACGUGGGUUUAGUCCCACAUCAAUUGUGUGCCAAAUUUUUAGGCGAAUAUAUAGUAAUGUUACAUCUCAAAGCAAGUCCCUUCUCACACGUGUAUGACCACUCCUUGCCCCAUAGUCGGUUGGCCAUUGAUGAUGUGGAAGGGGAGUGA
Spirodela intermedia is the source of this 16115-nucleotide messenger RNA. The record is from the annotation of a GenBank genome assembly. NCBI's taxonomy places the organism in Eukaryota, Viridiplantae, Streptophyta, Magnoliopsida, Alismatales, Araceae.